UUGGUGAUGACGUUGCGGCGGGGCGACGCGGCCGAGGAGGCGGCGGGGUCAGCGGGAUGGCGGCGGCGCCGGUCCUGCGGCGGUCGCUGGGGCGGGGCCGGCCGCUCUGCGGCGGGGCAGGUCUGGGCGGCGGGUGGCGCCCGCCCGCCAGGGGCGCAUCGGCCGGGCCGGGCAGCGCGGGGGUGACCCCGGACGGCAUCAACAAGGCCGUCGUGGAGCGCAUCAUCCGCGUGGACCACGCCGGGGAGUACGGGGCGAACCGCAUCUACGCGGGGCAGAUGGCCGUGCUGGGCAGGUCGGCGGUGGGGCCGGUUAUACAGCAAAUGUGGAAUCAAGAGAAAGAUCAUCUGAAAAAGUUUAAUGAACUAAUGGUUGCAUACAGAGUUCGACCUACUGUUUUAUUGCCUAUCUGGAAUGUAACAGGCUUUGUUUUAGGGGCUGGAAGUGCUUUACUUGGAAAAAAAGGUGCAAUGGCUUGCACGGUGGCAGUGGAAGAGAGCAUAUCGGAUCACUAUAAUAAUCAGAUCAGAACUCUUAUGGAAGAAGAUCCAGAAAAGUACAGAGAAUUAUUACAGAUAAUAAAGCAGUUUCGGGAUGAUGAACGGGAGCACCAUGACAUUGCGCUUGAACACAACGCAGAGUCAGCACCAGCUUAUUCAGUUUUGAAGAUAGCUAUACAGCUUGGAUGCAAAGCUGCUAUAUUUUUAUCAGAAAGAAUUUAGUGAUAUUUUUCAAUAGUGAUUGUGGUAAUAAACUACGAUACAACAUGUGAAAUUAUGGAAGACUAAUAGUUAUUUUAUACAGCCUUUGGAAAAUUUUUUUCACGAAGCAUCUGAUUAGGCCAUCCUUUCUCAUACUGAGUACUCGUGCAAUAAGUAUCUGCAUUAAGGUCAGUGGAGCUAAAUGUGAGUGAAGAUGGCAGAAUUGGGUCCAUACAAACUAAAUCUCCUUAUUCUGAAACUGUUCACAAGGUGGCAGUAAAAUAUAUAUAUGUAUAUACAUGACUUGUAUGCAUAUAUAAAAAUGGUAAAUGUGUUCUCUGUUGCCUUCACAUUUAUAUUUAUUUGAAGUAAGCUGGAGCUUAUUAGCUCAUUUUAAAAUAGUACUGACUAAAUAGGAUAUUUUUUGAGUUCUGUUUUAAGGGUAAGUAAAUGAAAUCCUAGUAAUUAUUUCUUUUCAAUCUGUCUUGAAUAAAGAUUGGUUAUUAUAAGACUUUCA
Dromaius novaehollandiae (emu) is the source of this 1218-nucleotide messenger RNA. It is a transcript of the gene COQ7, whose product is annotated as coenzyme Q7, hydroxylase. Gene Ontology annotation, cellular component: nucleus; mitochondrial inner membrane. The record is from RefSeq and is a predicted model, not a curated record. Bases 57 to 722 code for a protein of 221 amino acids. Gene Ontology annotation, molecular function: 3-demethoxyubiquinol 3-hydroxylase activity. Lineage: Eukaryota; Metazoa; Chordata; Aves; Casuariiformes; Dromaiidae. Gene Ontology annotation, biological process: regulation of reactive oxygen species metabolic process; determination of adult lifespan; ubiquinone biosynthetic process. The transcript is spliced from 6 exons.